AUGGUGGCUUAUGCAGCUGUGGUUUCUCUUAUGCAAACCAUCCAUCUGAUCGAGCAUCAUCCAUUCCCUCCAAUUUCCAUGGACAAACAACAAGUUGAAUCUCUUACUGAAACUGUUAUGUUCUUGCAGGAAUUUCUUGAAGGUUACAAGUCCCCUGUUGCCGAGGGUGAUGAAGCCGAUCAGUUGGAGAUGCGCAUCGCAGAUGCAGCUCAUGAGGCUGAAGAUGCUAUCGAAUCUCAUAUCGCCGAUCAAAUUCUUCCUGCUGUCUCUAGGAAUGAAAGGAAUCGGAUUGGGUUGUUCAAUUGCUUUCGAGGUCUAAAGAAGCCCCAAAUUGAUGCUCCAAAAAUCACUUCCGCAGACUUGUACGAUAGUCUGCGGAAGGUGAUUCAAGAUAUGGAUGUGAUAAAGAAACAAGUGACGCAGAUCGUUGCAGACAAGGCAGCAGUCCACUCUCAGCUGCAGAGACAAAUAUCAACGUCGACAUCUUCUCUCUCUAGAACGAACAGCACCAUGAUGGGAUCUGAUGAUGUCAUGCAUCAACUCAUGGAUAAGCUCACCAAUAGAGAUCCCCAUCGCCAAGUCAUUCCGAUUGUAGGGAUGGGAGGAAUUGGUAAGACUACUCUUGCCAGAAAUGUUUAUGCACGAUUUACUAAUGUGCAUUUUGAUAUUUGUGCUUGGGUAGCAAUUUCUCAACAUUAUGACAUAAAAAAACUUCUUUGUGAUAUUCUAUCUCAAGCCAGUAAUGAAUGGGGUAGUGAAAAAGGUCGUGAACGGCUGAGUAGAAUGAGAGAAGAUGAAGUAGGACUAGCACUCCAUAAAUAUUUAUUUGGUAGAAGGUUUUUAGUUGUUUUGGAUGAUAUGUGGAGUAUUGAAGCGUGGGAGAGAAUGAAGAGCUAUUUUCCUGACAAUGAUAAUCGUAGUCGGAUAAUGGUGACAACUAGACUGUCAGAUUUGGGAUCACGAUUGGAUAACAAUAAUGUUGUUGAUAUGAGAUUUUUGGAUGUGGAAAGUAGCUGGAGGCUGUUUUACAAAGUUGUGUUUGGAGGGGGAAGUUGCCCCGUAGAAUUGGAGAAAAUUGGGAGGAAUAUUGUAGAGAGUUGUAGAGGACUUCCAUUAUCGAUUGUUGUGAUGGGAGGUCUUUUGGAAAGACUUGAACGAACUAAAGAAUGUUGGGAGUCUAUCAAGAGAAGCUUAAAUUCAGGAGUGAAAUUAGAGAACUAUGAUCAUUGCUUGAAAAUACUGAAAUUGAGCUACAACCAUAUGCCGAUUCAUCUAAAGCCGUGCUUUCUAUAUAUGGGAGUGUUUGAGGAAGAUAGUGUAAUUCGAGUCUCUACAGUGGUGAAGCUAUGGGUUUCUGAAGGAUUUCUGAAUCCGAUGAGCGGCAAGAGUUUGGAAACAGUUGCAAGAGAGUGCUUAAAGGAACUAGUUGAUAGAAAUCUAAUUAUUCUAGUUAAUGAGUUGCGGUACUCAACACCGCAUCAUAUAUUUUGCAGUGCUUCAUGCUCCCAGUUAACUGGGAGCAUGAAGUACUGCAAAAUACAUGAUUCUUUAAGAGACCUAUGCUUGAGAGAAGCUGAAAAUGAGAGGUUUUAUCAUGUGGUUGGGAGACAUAGCCCCCUAGGCACAUGUAGCCAACGCCGCCUCGUAGUUAUUCCAAGAGGCACUUCAAAGGAGAAAGUCCGCAAUGCCAUGAAAUCCACACCACAUGCCCGUUCCUAUAUAAGUGAUCAUGAAAGAGUUCGAGGGUUGUCCAAUUUAAGAUUGUUGAGAACAUUGAAAGCAUACGAAAAGGUUGGAUAUGGAAUAUUUGGAGGACACAAGCAUUCCGUAGGAGAAAUGUUUGAGUUAGUUAAUUUGCGGCUUCUUGUUGUUAAAGCUGAUCGAUGCCCCAAACUUCCUUCUUCAAUCAGCCUCUUGUGGAGUCUACAGACUUUAAUUGUUUAUUGCAAAGGAUCAGACGUAAAAGCACCGGUAGAAAUUUGGAAGAUGCCUCAACUUAGGCAUGUUUAUUUGGGGUUGUCUCUGGUAACGACGUUCACAGCGUUGCGUCUCCCGGAUCCUCCCAGCGACAGCGUUGUGGUCAUGGAGAAUCUACAGACGCUCAAAUGUGUGAGGAAUUUCAAGUGUGAUGAGGAGAUGGUUGGUAGAAUUCCAAACAUCAGGAAAUUGGGACUCGUUUAUGAUCGUAAGGGGAUUGAGCCUCGCGGUGUCUGCAACAUUGAAUGUCUGCAAAAGCUAGAAUCUUUUAGCUGCUAUUGUUUUAGAAGGGAUGAUAUAUUGCAGAAGCUUACCUUUCCACACUCUCUUAGGAGUCUGACUCUGACUCUAGCGUAUUAUGGUAGCGUGGAGGAUGUAUUGGAAAAGGUAAGUAUAUUACCCCUUCUUCAGAAGCUCAAACUGGAAUCUGGAUGGUUCAGAACGGGCGAAUGGGCAACAGUUGAAGGGCAGUUCCCCAGUCUCAAAUUGUUGUCACUGUCAUGGUGUAAGAAUUUGGAAAACUGGAUGAUGGAGAGCUCCCACUUCCCAUGCCUCGAGCACCUUCAUCUUUCUUGGAUAGAUUUGAAGGAGAUUCCUGCAGAAGUUGGUGAGAUUCCGACGCUGAAAUCCGUGAGGUUGGUUUGUUGCGAAGAAUCAUUGGUGAAGAGUGCGAAGAGAAUGGUGGAGGAACAAGAGGAGUCACAAGGAGAAGUAUCCAUUAAAGUUUAUGUUAUGCUCGAGAAGAAGAGCAAAGAGCUGCAAAGCUUGGCAGAUCCCAACUUUCAAGAAUUUCUCGAGGGCUAUCAUUCUCCUUAUGCCGACAGCGACGAAGCAGAUCCCUUGGAGAUUCGCAUUGCAGAUGCAGCUUAUGCAGCUGAAGAUGUGAUCGACUCAAUUCAUUAA
This is a messenger RNA of Salvia miltiorrhiza (redroot sage), 2880 nucleotides long. RefSeq names its product putative late blight resistance protein homolog R1A-10. Gene Ontology annotation, molecular function: ADP binding. The coding region runs from base 1 to 2880 and encodes 959 amino acids. The record is from RefSeq and is a predicted model, not a curated record. Gene Ontology annotation, biological process: defense response to other organism. The transcript is spliced from 2 exons. Lineage: Eukaryota; Viridiplantae; Streptophyta; Magnoliopsida; Lamiales; Lamiaceae.